Molecule: messenger RNA, 1122 nt
Organism: Verticillium alfalfae VaMs.102
Lineage: Eukaryota; Fungi; Ascomycota; Sordariomycetes; Glomerellales; Plectosphaerellaceae
Exons: 2
Coding region: 1-1122 (373 amino acids)
Source: RefSeq, a predicted model, not a curated record
AUGGCGCCCGGGAACCUCUCGUCUCUCCUCGUCGAGACUCUCCGAACACGCGAUGUGGUCGAGACGCUCAGCGUUGUGCGUGCGCUCGUCAAUUCGCCUUCGGCCGACGAAGCCAUAGCUGCGAUGCGGGGCAUUCCGCGGACGACCGUCUCGGAGAUUUUGCGCUGCUUGGACCCUCUCGAGGCGGGCCAUCGGCUCGAUUGCACACACAGCCUGGUGAUACCUGAUCACCUGCAAGAAUUCAGCCCCGUGGCGUUGGCUUUUGACGAAUUCGGCGUCCGAAAAAUCUACAAGGACCUCUUCACGACCAUGGUCGCCUUUGUCGAGCUGCUGCACCAGGCAGGCCAUCAGCUGAUGCUCGCCGACUACGUUGUUCUGCUGCGGUGCGCCGGAGCGACAUCAGAUGUCACGGCUGCAAAGCGCGUUUGGAAGCUCAUGGAUCUCAACGAAGUCUGGGACCUCCGCGAGGGCCUGGGCUACGACGAGCUCGUGAAGGCGCGCUAUCUCGUGGAGCCUCUCUACCGCCAAUACGACCUCGCGAGGGUGCGAUUGAGGCCCCGAAACCUGAGAAAGGUCAACCGGCCUGACAUGGCCCUGCGAGGACGCCUGGAGAAGCUCCGACUGUACGAGGCACGCUCGAAAUACCACGCCUACGGCAAAUCGCCACACCAGCCAGAACGGGACCUGCACUGGGUGCUCAGCCUGCCAGGACCGCUGAAUCGAAUCUGGUUCAAGAUGCUCAACCAGGGCGUCACCAUCACCGAGAGCCUGCAGUGUUCGUACCUCGUGGCAUGCGGUCGAUGGAAAGACGAGGCGCGGCAUCACAGCCGACAGCCGAAACGUCCUCAUCACGGGCGGUCGCAAAUUCCCCCACGGACACCCCUUGACACCAACACCGCGGCUGCUGAACGCCCUUGUCCAUUCGCUGGGGGCGGCCGGCUACGUCUUGCUCGCGAAGAAGCUCGUCGAGUUCUUCGCGCAGCAGUACAGGCUCGACAUAGCCGCAGCGACCUGGUCCGACCUGCUCAACCACACAUACAUCAUCUCGACGCACCGCGCACAAGUCGAAUGGGGCCUGUACGAAUCCAACAUGGCCGUCAAGAACAGGGCCGUCCGAGCUGA